UGUCAGCCUUCGGCAGGAGGAUCAUAAUGUUGUGCUCUUAUGCGGCUACUGGUAUUGUGUUUAUCGGUCAAGGUGCUGCGAGUUUCUUCCAACAUGAUGCGAAUGCACUGAGGUAAGCCUCUCUCCUUGCUCUAUAUCAUGGUAAAGAUCCGACGCCUGUCCAGGUUCAUCGGUGUCUCUAUCCUCCUUGUCGGUUCAAUCGCUGCUCUCGGUGUCGGCCCGGCAUGGCCCGUCCUCAUUAGUGAGCUGUCAUCUGUCAGACUGAGGGCGAAAUCGCCCGCCAUCAGGUUCAUGACCAAUGCAUUGGCUGGUGUUGCGUUCAGCAUCUCAGUGCCUUACAUGUUCAACGACGAUGUGGGAAAUUGGGACGCAAGAUCGGUUUCAUAUUCGCUCUCCUGUGCUUCUUCGGCUUUGGCUUAUCUUGGAUGUUCCUUCCUGAGACCAAGGCUAAGCCGUAUGAGGAGCUGGGUUACUUGUUCGAGAGGAGAGUGCCGGCAAGGCAAUUCAAGGAGGUAUAUGGCGAGUACAACUAGUUCGCGUGGUAGAAUUGUAGUGGGUUAUGCUCUGGUUGGCUAAGUAUCGAUGAGUAGAUGUGAUGCCAUUGCUGCUCCGUAAUUGAUGGUGUCUGGCUUGCAUCGAACGCUGUGAAUUUAGAACGGAGUGUCAUGUGUACGAGAAGGCAUCAAGCAACCCGUAUGAUGUACGUUGGUGUCGUCUUACAAU
This is a messenger RNA of Macroventuria anomochaeta, 723 nucleotides long. RefSeq lists its product as uncharacterized. The record is from RefSeq and is a predicted model, not a curated record. NCBI's taxonomy places the organism in Eukaryota, Fungi, Ascomycota, Dothideomycetes, Pleosporales, Didymellaceae. The transcript has a single exon. Bases 139 to 576 code for a protein of 145 amino acids.